Messenger RNA from Durusdinium trenchii, 174 nucleotides. Lineage: Eukaryota; Dinophyceae; Suessiales; Symbiodiniaceae. The record is from the annotation of a GenBank genome assembly.
GUUCUUGCAAAGCUUACAGAGCUGCAAAAAAUCGAGCCCAAAGAGCAGCGAGCGAAGGAGUUUCGAAGCCUUUUGCGCGACUGGCACCCAGACAAGAAUCCGGAGAAGAAGGACAUGGCAACAGCAGUAUUCCAAUUCCUUCAGAAGGGGAAGAGCUUGCUGAACCUCAAGUGA